GGUGCGAAGAGCAAGAGGAGUUUGGAUCACUCCGCCGGGGCUUUAACGUGAACUAGAGCCGCAGACGGAGUAGCGGGCAGGCUGCUGUUGGUGCCCAGUCCCGGGAAUAACGCUGAUUCCUCCGCAGACCGUGGAGCUCCACAGGUACUCUGAUCUGAGGUUUAGCGGGAUCUGUGUGUCUUGUGUUCGGAGCACGUCGCUGUGUUGGGACACGAUGUCCUGCCCUCACCGCCUCCUGCUGGUUCUGCUAGUUCUGCUGGUUCACGACCCUCCGGCUCAGUCCAGGCCAGCCACAGAGGACACACGCACAGCAGACACUGUGAAAUCCUCCGAAGACGAAGAAGAUGACGAGUCUUCGUCAGAGGAAAACAAGCUGUCCGACGAGCUGUCGACGAGCAGCGAGAAGCUGCAGCAGCCGCUGGAGCCGCAGUGGGUGAUGCCAGACAAGAUGGAGAAGCUGCUUCACGCCGUUCCUGCAAGCACGACGGUGAAGUUUCGAUGCCAAGCAAUGGGAAACCCGCUUCCCUCCCUGCGCUGGUACAAGAACGGGAACGAGCUGAGGAAGGACCAACGAAUCGGAGGCUACAAGAUCAGAGACCACAUGUGGACUCUAAUUAUGGAGUCAGUGGUUCCUUCUGAUAAAGGGAACUACACCUGUGUGGUGGAGAACGAAUAUGGAAGCCUGCGACACACUUACCAGCUGGAUGUAGUCGAGCGCUCUCCUCACAGGCCCAUCCUGCAGGCCGGGCUGCCAGCCAACCAGACGGCAGUGGUUGGCAGCAACGUGGAUUUUGUGUGCCGCGUCUUCAGCGACCCACAGCCUCACAUCCAGUGGCUCAAACACAUCGUCAUCAACGGCAGCAAAGUGGGACCGGACGGACUGCCCUACGCUCGUGUUCUCAAAACUGCCAACGUGAACGCCACAGACAGAGAGAUGGAGGUGCUGAAUCUGAGGAGCGUAACUCUGGAAGACUCUGGAGAGUACACCUGCCUGGCCGCGAACUCCAUUGGGGUGUCUCACCACUCUGCGUGGCUCACUGUGGUCGAUGACCCUCCGCCCUCCCCACUGACCUCGCAGGCGUACCUGGAGAUCUUCAUCUACUGCCUUGGGUUUUUCAUCAUCAUCGUCCUCACCGCCACAGCAGUCAUCUGCAGGCUCUGCUGUGUCCCGAAGAAAAGUGACUUCAGCAACCAGCUGGUCGUGCAGAAAUUAGCCAAGAGCAUGCCUCUGAAGAGACAGGUGAGGAGACAGGUGUCAGUCGAGUCGUCGUCCUCACUGCAAUCGGGGAUGUGUUUGAUGCGUCAGUCUCGUCUCUCCAGCGCGGCCACCACCGUCCUGGUGGGCGCGUCGCAGUACGAACUUCCCUACGACCCUGCGUGGGAGCUGCCUCGUGACCGGCUGACUCUGGGGAAGCCUCUGGGCGAAGGCUGCUUCGGUCAGGUGGUUCUGGCCGAGGCCAUCGGGAUCGACAAAAACAAACCGACACGGGUCACCAAAGUCGCCGUGAAGAUGCUCAAAGCCGAUGCCACGGAGAAGGAUCUGUCUGACCUCAUCUCUGAAAUGGAAAUGAUGAAGAUGAUCGGCAAACACAAGAACAUCAUUAACCUGGUGGGCGCCUGCACGCAGGACGGUCCUCUCUAUGUGGUGGUGGAGUACGCUGCACAGGGUAAUCUGAGGGAGUAUCUGCGAGCUCGCCGGCCGGUCGGGGUGGAAUACUGGAGCGGCUCCAGGCAGGCGUCGCUGGGCAGCCUGGAGGUCAGGGAGCUGGUGUCGGCAGCGUACCAGGUGGCCCGAGGGAUGGCAUACCUCGCAUCAAAGAAGUGCAUUCACAGAGACUUGGCGGCCCGGAACGUUCUAGUCACCGAAGACAGCGUAAUGAAGAUCGCCGACUUCGGUCUGGCUCGAGACAUCCACCACAUCGACUACUACAAGAAGACCACCAAUGGUCGGUUGCCAGUGAAGUGGAUGGCGCCGGAAGCUUUGUUUGACCGAAUCUACACACACCAGAGCGACGUCUGGUCGUUCGGGGUCCUGCUGUGGGAGAUCUUCACCCUCGGGGGGUCUCCGUACCCCGGCGUCCCUGUCGAGGAGCUCUUCAAGCUGCUGAAGGAGGGACACCGCAUGGAGAAGCCAUCGGCGUGCCCUCAGGAGCUGUAUCUGAUGAUGCGGGACUGCUGGCACGCCGUCCCGUCCCGCAGGCCGACCUUCCAGCAGCUGGUCGAGGAUUUGGAUCGAACUGUCUCCAUCAUGGCCAACCAGGAGUACCUGGACCUGGCCGUUCCUCUGAUCCAGUACACUCCGGUCCAGUACUCCCCGGUCAGCGCCUCCUCAGCUUACUCCUCCAUCUCCACAUAAUCCUCCCGGGAGCCAUUCUCCUUCCUGAAUCAUCUUCCUCCCGUUUCCUGCACAGCGGUGGCGGCGGUGGCUCUGGGACGAGCUGCUUGGCUGCGGCCUGAUGUGAAGAACAGCUGGACUGAGCCGAGCUCAGGAAACAGCACGGACUGACGAGACGUCCUCAGUGUGAAUAUUGUACAUAAAGUUUGUCUCAUCUGAGAAACGGGACAUGAAAGGGUCAAGGUGGGAGCGAGAGUCUGUAUAAAUGUAUAAAUGUGUAAAACUCAAAUCUCCCUGAUGCUCCUGAAUGCCUCGUUUAUGGAUUUUCUUUCUUGGAUCUGUAAAAUAACUGAUUAACAUAUUAAAAUA
Molecule: messenger RNA, 2704 nt
Organism: Pelmatolapia mariae (spotted tilapia)
Lineage: Eukaryota; Metazoa; Chordata; Actinopteri; Cichliformes; Cichlidae
Product: fibroblast growth factor receptor 1-A-like
Exons: 17
Coding region: 215-2356 (713 amino acids)
Biological process (GO): multicellular organism development; fibroblast growth factor receptor signaling pathway; positive regulation of cell population proliferation
Cellular component (GO): plasma membrane; signaling receptor complex
Molecular function (GO): fibroblast growth factor receptor activity; fibroblast growth factor binding; ATP binding
Source: RefSeq, a predicted model, not a curated record